This is a messenger RNA of Sus scrofa (pig), 3187 nucleotides long. NCBI's taxonomy places the organism in Eukaryota, Metazoa, Chordata, Mammalia, Artiodactyla, Suidae. The record is from RefSeq and is a predicted model, not a curated record.
GCGGCCGCGGAGGGGCGCCGGCGGGCGGCCGCUGGGGGUGGCGGGAUAGGCUGGGCGCGGCCGGCGGUGCGGGCCCGCUGCUGCUGUCCAGGUCUCGGCGGCCCCCCGAGGGCCCUCCGUCCCUCCGGCGCCAUGGGCAAUUGCCACACGGUGGGGCCCAACGAGGCGCUGGUGGUUUCAGGGGGCUGUUGUGGUUCCGACUAUAAACAGUAUGUGUUUGGCGGCUGGGCCUGGGCCUGGUGGUGUAUCUCCGACACUCAGAGACUGUCUCUGGAGGUUAUGACCAUCCUGUGUCGCUGUGAGAAUAUUGAGACGUCGGAGGGGGUCCCGCUAUUCGUAACAGGGGUUGCACAGGAUUUCCCUAGAGAUUAUGACGUUGCAGCCCCGCUGCGAGGACGUAGAGACGGCCGAGGGGGUAGCUUUAACUGUGACGGGUGUCGCCCAGGCCUCUGGCGAGGGGGUUGUUGGCUGAGUACCUUGGGAAAGAAAGACAAGAGGAUGCCCACACUCGGUGGCGGACCCCGGACCUGUCUCCUGCCCUUUCCCGGCUCUUUCCUACUCUGUCUGUGCCCCUGUUGCUCACUCUCCUAUUUGCAGAGACCUGCAGGUUAAAGGGGAGAGAGUGGGCUGGAGGGGUGGAGGGAGCCACAGAUGCCCAGGGGUGCGGCCAUGGCAGGCCUGGGCGCCAGGAAGGUGCAAUUCCUUCGUAUAAGAGCUCCCUGAGGUUUUCUCCCCACUGGAGGCCUCAGACAGACUCCAUCUCCCAGCCCCUAGGCCUCCGGUCUGGAAAAGGAGGGGAGGGCGCAGCCACCAUCCCCCAUGCCUCUGGGUCUGGGGCCUCCGUCUGCCGCCCCCCAGCCUGACUCGCACCUCUGUGACCCCCGGCAGGUGAAGAUCAUGACAGAGAAGGAGCUCCUGGCCGUGGCCUGCGAGCAGUUCCUGGGCAAGAACGUGCAGGACAUCAAGAAUGUCGUCCUGCAGACCCUGGAGGGGCACCUGCGCUCCAUCCUCGGAACCCUGACGGUGGAGCAGAUUUAUCAGGACCGGGACCAGUUUGCCAAGCUGGUGCGGGAGGUGGCAGCCCCUGACGUCGGCCGCAUGGGCAUCGAGAUUCUCAGCUUUACCAUCAAGGACGUAUAUGACAAAGUGGACUAUCUGAGCUCCCUGGGCAAGACGCAGACUGCGGUGGUGCAGAGAGAUGCUGACAUCGGGGUGGCCGAGGCCGAGCGAGACGCGGGCAUCCGGGAAGCCGAGUGCAAGAAGGAGAUGCUGGACGUGAAGUUCAUGGCAGACACGAAGAUCGCCGACUCCAAGCGGGCCUUCGAGCUGCAGAAGUCGGCCUUCAGUGAGGAGGUCAACAUCAAGACAGCUGAGGCCCAGCUGGCCUAUGAGCUCCAAGGGGCCCGCGAGCAGCAGAAGAUCCGGCAGGAAGAGAUCGAGAUUGAGGUCGUGCAGCGCAAGAAGCAGAUUGCGGUGGAGGCGCAGGAGAUCCUGCGCACAGACAAGGAGCUCAUCGCCACGGUGCACCGCCCCGCCGAGGCUGAGGCCCACCGCAUACAGCAGAUCGCCGAGGGCGAGAAGGUGAAGCAGGUCCUCUUAGCACAGGCAGAGGCUGAGAAGAUCCGCAAAAUUGGAGAGGCGGAGGCAGCGGUCAUUGAAGCGAUGGGCAAGGCAGAGGCUGAGCGGAUGAAACUCAAGGCUGAGGCCUACCAGAAAUACGGGGACGCGGCCAAGAUGGCCUUGGUGCUGGAGGCCCUGCCCCAGAUCGCUGCCAAAAUCUCCGCCCCACUGACCAAAGUCGAUGAGAUUGUGGUCCUCAGCGGGGACAACAGCACGGUGACAUCAGAAGUGAACCGACUGCUGGCCGAGCUGCCUGCCUCUGUGCACGCCCUCACUGGCGUGGACCUUUCUAAGAUACCACUGGUCAAGAAGGCCACCGGGGCGCAGGUGUGAGGUCCCGAAGGCUCACGCCCUUCAGCAGCCACCGCCCCCCCCUCCAGCACCCGUUUUAAUACCACAGGGACAACGGGAACGUUACUGACUCUGGUGCCUUAUUUUGUAGGGACCAGAAGUGCUGCGUGUUCAGGCCUCUGGCUGUCUUCCCUUCUCCCCUGUCUCUGUCUCCUUCCUCUUCUCCACCCACACCCCCACUUUCACUGCCACAUUCGUCUGGUUUGUCUCUUCCACCAUCACCUCCCUGCACGUCUCUUCCUUUGUCUGUCUGUCUUUUUCUCUCCCUCUCUCCUCCCUCCUUCUACACACGUCCUGUAGUUUCAACUGAAGAUGUCUAUUACAAUCACUGUCUGUCUGUCAGGGGUGGCCCUGCUGCCCCUCAGAAUCCUGGUGCCUUGAAGUUUUCUGUGCAUCUGUCCGUUCCCCCUGUGGCCCAGGCCAGAGCUUCAGCAUGGGUGCAGGGGGUCUGGGUAGGGCGACCAUCCUGCCCCGCUCCUGGCCUGGUCUUCCCAGCCCUCACCCUGUCCCCAGGAAGCCCCCAGCCUCACCCACGCCGGCCCCUCUCAGCCCAGGCAGCUAUGGCUGCAGGCCCAGGGCCAUUGCCCUUCUCUAACCCCUGCCCGGCCCCAGGCCUGCUCUCAUACCUUAGCUCUCUCCCCCCGCCCAGGGGCACAGAGGCAAGGCCUCCUGUGUAUAGCAGCUCCCUCAGUUUACUACUGCCUUAGGAGGCCCCUGCUUGUGCUCAGGGAAGUCCCCUUCCUGGACAUGUCCCUACCAGGUGGAGGGGGGCUUGGUCCCAACUCUGCUACCCCUUUUCUGGGAUCAGGAUCUAGCCCUUCUGGGACUGGAAAGCGUGUAGACCCUCUUCCUGCUAGGGCUGUGCUGUCCUGGGUUUUGGGCCGGGUCCUUCCCAGGGCAAAGUUCCGCCACCCCUGUACAGAAUCGAGUGCGGCAGACUGGCCAGACUCCAUACCCCUGUGCCAUCGUUCUUCCUGGCCAGGGUGAUAGGGUUCCAGCCAUGGGGAAGCAGCCCCGUCCUCUGUCUCCUUGCUGCAGUGGAGGCAGAAGAGCUCAGGGCCCAAGCAUCCUGGCAGGGUCCCAGCCCCCCACCCCUUGCCCCAGCCUGUGUAGCUGUUCGUGCAUGUGGAUGCUGCAUGUCUGGUCUGGGGCUUGGAUGCUGCACUGCCCCGCUGCCUGUCCCUUCUGGUAAAAUAAAUAUCUGGUCAUGCCCCCA